UUGCUAAUGUCUUAUUUUUAUGUUUGCAGUGCCAUCCAGCUGUUCUACACAGUGCGAAACAUGUUUGAGAUAUUUUGUGAUGUCGUACCCACAUACCACAGAGAUAGUCUGCAAAAGCUACCCCAGGUGUGCGCUCUCCACCUCAACAACUGCUUGUACAUCGCCCAUCACCUGCUGACUCUAGGCCAUCAGUAUCGUCAAUCCUUACCCCCGCCCCUCUGUGACGGCACAUCCACAUUUGUCGACCUCAUCCCUGUCUUCAGGAAGCUGACAUCCGAAUGUUUCUUGGCUCAAAUGAGAAUUCAGCGAGAUCAAUUAGUGGAGGAUCUGUCUGGUGCUGAGGGCUUUGACCAAGUAGCCACUGACGACAACUUCUUGGUAUGUGAGAGGGCCAUUAAACAAGACAUCUCAGCUGAUGAUGCGCAGCAGUUACAUUUGUUACUCUCGGGACUGCAAGACAGAAUUCCACACUUGAUCAAACUAGGAGAAGAUGAGGAACCAGUUUUGAUGCAGAGUACCGUUGAUCAGUGGACGUCAUUCAGCGAGUUGCUGUUUUUGUUAGACGCCAGCAUGCAAGAUAUUGUUGACAGGUGGGCAGAGGGCAAGGGACCACUCGCUAUGGUGUUCAGCGCCAGUGAUGUGAAGAGCCUGAUACGGGCCAUCUUCCAGAACACCGACAGACGAGCCACAUCGCUCGCCAAAAUCAGAUAGGACCAGCCGGGAAACGGACGUUUGUUACAGCCAAAUCAUCCCGCGUCAACUUAUGCCUAUCCACACCCUACAGUUGUAUGUACAGCAUAUUAAAGGCACAUUACAGCCUGGAAUACGCCAAAUUGGGCUACAAAACAAUAUAAAAUGGAAAGAGCAUUUAAAGUGGAUUAUAAACAUCCACACAAACAUCCUU
Molecule: messenger RNA, 904 nt
Organism: Patiria miniata (bat star)
Lineage: Eukaryota; Metazoa; Echinodermata; Asteroidea; Valvatida; Asterinidae
Product: centromere/kinetochore protein zw10 homolog
Exons: 7
Coding region: 7-711 (234 amino acids)
Biological process (GO): endoplasmic reticulum to Golgi vesicle-mediated transport; mitotic spindle assembly checkpoint signaling
Cellular component (GO): RZZ complex
Source: RefSeq, a predicted model, not a curated record